Wasmannia auropunctata (little fire ant) is the source of this 435-nucleotide messenger RNA. RefSeq lists its product as uncharacterized. NCBI's taxonomy places the organism in Eukaryota, Metazoa, Arthropoda, Insecta, Hymenoptera, Formicidae. The transcript is spliced from 2 exons. The record is from RefSeq and is a predicted model, not a curated record. The coding region runs from base 4 to 390 and encodes 128 amino acids.
AGUAUGAAGCCUACAAUAACUGAAUCAUUAAAUUCUUUUAUUUUAUCAGUAAAUAGUCUUGCUGAUCUUGAACAUAACAUUGAACGUCAGAGAAAUAGAGUAAUUGCAUUUAAUUUAACUUUACAACUAUUUCUUAUUUUCGUAGGACGUGAUGCUAGCUCGAUCGACGCAUACUACGUUUGUGUCGACAAUACUUUGUACAAAAUCGAAAGUGCUCUCAAAGCUAUCGACGUAUGUUACAAGUGUUUUUUUGUACUGCAUGCCUGUUAUCCUAAAGAAUGCCAACAAAUAUGGCUUCUUAUACAAAAAUAUUUGUAUAAAAUGUCAACUGAGAAUGAUGUGAUUAAUAACAAAGUUAUAUCCAUCGAGAUAGCAUUAAAUAAAAUGUAAAAGUACAAAUAUGGUUAUGUUAACAAAAAUAUUUUAUAUGUAUUU